Molecule: messenger RNA, 17778 nt
Organism: Podarcis lilfordi (Lilford's wall lizard)
Lineage: Eukaryota; Metazoa; Chordata; Lepidosauria; Squamata; Lacertidae
Source: the annotation of a GenBank genome assembly
UUUCCCCCACUCUGUCUCCAUCUGAACCACACACCUGGAGAAGGAAACUCACCUGGGCACCCUAGUGCCACCCAACAGCCAUCAUGAGGGAAGCUGAUCAAAUCCUGGUUGAUUGACUUACUUGUUAAGCAGGGAACCACCUCUUUCAUCAGACACAAUGAAAUCAGGUCAGUAGAGUAAUGCAGUCCCUGGGGACUAGUUCCUACAGUAGAAGACUGUACAUCCAAGCUGCUGGGUUUUUAUAACAUAAUGUAUGAAUGAGCCGAAAUUGUGUGUCCUAUAGGUCAGGAGAGGGGAACCUUUUUUUUCUGAUAAGGGCCAAACUCCCCUUAUAGACUCCUUUGGAGGCCAUAACCAGAGCACAAAGUGCAUGGACCCAGAAACAGAACAGGGUGGAGCCAAGAACAGAAAUAGCCAGGGCACCCCCCCUGUCUCUUUCUGCCACCCCUUUCCCCCAUUCUCCUCACCACAACCAGCUGCAUGACAUCAGGCCACAAGUUGCCCGUUCUAUGAUUUCUGCUCUAAGUACACACACAUCAGGGAGUCAGGAUUGGCUGAUGCUGCUUGUCAGGUGUGUACACUCCUCAGCACAUCCUCAACUAACCAGCUACUUUCAGGUGGAGUGGAUAAUUCUGGCCCAUGGCCCAUUGGCUUCCGUACCAUUACGGUGUUUUGUGGGAGGGGGAGAUUUUUGCCUUUGAUGUCAGGUGGCCAAACUUAUUUACCUGCUCUUUCAUUAAGCUACCUAGGCCCUGCCAUCAUCAUCUAAGGCCCUUUCCCAUAUACAUCUUCAGAAGGAGGUGCAGAGGGUGGCAAUGGAAGAGAAGAAGAGGCCUUUUCCGUGGGGUCUUCCUAUCUGCAGUACACUCUCCCCAGAGUCCAACUUUAGUUAGUAUUUAGACACAAGACUAAUAUAUUCCACUUUGGUAUUUAACUUAGAUCACACUGCAGGGUGAUUUAUGCCAUUUGUGGUGCUCAUCUUUUAGUGGGGUGCAGGUGGGGGGGAGAGUAGGAUUCGUACCUUAUAUUCAUUUUGGAUGAGCACCUCUAUUCAUUUUGGUUCUCUUCUCUUGUCACAAGAACAUAAGAAGAGCCCUAGUGGAUCAGGCCAAUGAUCCAUAUAGUCUGGCAUGCUGUUAUCAUGGUGGCCAACCAGGUGCCUAUUGGAAGCCUGCAAGCUGGUAGUGAGCUCAACGGCACUCUGCCCACCUGUGACCCCCAGAAACUGGUAUUUGGAGGUAUAAUGCUACUGACAGUGAAGCUAGAAUAUAGACUUGUCCUCCAUGAGUAUGUCCAACCCCCUAAGUUUGGUGGCUGCCACAUGAAAAAGUACUUUUUCCUCUUUGGGCAAGAGUCUUCCAACACUCAGCGUCAUUGGAUGUUCACAUACUAUUAUGAGAGAGGCAUAAAAACUUUUCUCUAUCCCCUCUCUCGGGAUGCGAGUGGCGCUGUGGUCUAAACCACAGAGCCUAGGAGUUGCUGAUCCGAAGGUCAGCGGUUCGAAUCCCCACGACGGGGUGAGCUCCUGUUGCUCGGUCCCAGCUCCUGCCAACCUAGCAGUUCGAAAGCACGCCAGUGCAAGUAGAUGAAUAGGUACCGCUCCAGCAAGAAGGUAAACAGUGUUUCCAUGCGCUGCUCUGGGUCGCUAGAAGUGGUUUAGUCAUGCUGGCCACAUGACCCCGGAAGCUGUACGCCAGCUCCCUCGGCCAAUAAAGCGAGAUGAGUGCCGCAACCCCAGAGUCGGUCACGACUGGACCUAAUGGUCAGGGGUCCCUUUACCUUUACCUACUCUCUCCAUGCCGUACAUCAGUGCUUCCCAAUUAGCUAAGUACUGUGAACCCUCUGUUUUUCAAAAGCCAAACCAUGGACACAUGGUUUUGAAAAUUUGAAAAUUUUGAUUAUCUCUAUGGUAGUUUUUGUUACGUGAAUGGAAUCCCUGGGUGGAUUAUGCGGACCCUCUGGGAUCCAUGGACCACCAAUCAGCAACCACUGCCAUGGAUUACUUUGCAGACUCCUAUAAUGUCUAACUCUUUCUUGCCCUAUCUCUAAACUAAAAGGGCUCAAACGCUGCAGCCUUUCUUCAUUUCGGCUGCCCAUUUCCUGAAUCUUUUCCAACCCUACAAUAUGUUUUCCCCUCACUGUCCUAAGGAUUUGUUUAAAAACAUACGGCUGUAUCCAACUAAGUUUUACUCAGUCAGCCUAUUGAAAUCAAUGUACCUAGGUUAGUCGGUGGGCCUACUCUGUGCAGGACUAGCAUUGGCUACAGCUUGGGGGAAGAGUCAGGCUGGAUCAGGCAAAAGGCUUCACUCUUCCAGCAUCCUGUUCUCACAGUGGCCAAAAAUAUACCUUUGCCUGUUGUUUGAGGACUUGGAAGAGACCAGGGUUCAAACUCCCCUCCUCAAGGAGGCUCACAGGGUAAACUGGGGCCAGUCACUGCCUUACAGGAUCGUCGGGACAAUUGGAGAAUUGCGCCACCUUGAGGUCCUUUGGAGGAAAAGCGAGCGAUAACCGCAGCGAAUAAAUAUUAAUAAUAAUAAUUAGAAAGCACUGGCGAUUCCCACCAACUGGCAUUGAGGCGCGCGCACAAAGGCUCUGACACUAGCAGUAACCAACCUGCGUCUUCGCCGCUGAUAGCCUUCGCCCAUGAAAACAGUAUUUCCAGCGCCGCACCCACACUGGUUUGGGGGCGCCCGCCCUCUUCCCCGCCCCUCGCUCCGCCUCCGGCCUCUGGUCCGCAGGGGGCGGCUAUAAGAAAGGCCGGCAGGAGCCGGCAAAGGUGCAGCUGCUCCGCAAAGCUUGUGGGUUGGGAUCGCGCUUCUGAAACCAUCCGAGCGCGCCAGAGACGCCCCCACAGCCGGAGGUAAGUACGUACGCCGCCAUCGGGCAGGCGUCCCCGUGCGCUCCCGCCGCGUUCCCCGCGACCCCCUUCCGAAAGCGGGCGAAAAGCGCCGCGACUCGGAAGUCAAGUCCCGAAGUGAAUCCGUAUAUUGUUUCCGAGUAAAGCCUCGCGGGCGCCGCAGCCCCAGAGCCGCGUUCCGCCGGAUGGAGAGGUUAAUCGGGGUGAAAAGGAGAUGAGAUCGGGGUUCUCCUUUUUAGAGGGGCUUCUUCUAUUUCUCGCCUACCCAUCUCUGAGUCGAGGUUGCGCGCGCGCGCGCUCGCACCGGGCUCGACCCAUUUCCUAGGGGGGAAAUGCACGGUUUUCGCCCAACUUCUGAUCCACGAGGGCUCUUGGCGCGGUUUAGGGGGCGUCAAGUCGCUUUCUUCCGAGUAGCCCCCACUGAAAUCGCUUGGGGCGCCCCCGCGUAAAAGCACCCAGGGGGUUGCCGUUCAACAAGACUUUUUGCUUUUGUGUCCAGCCAAGUUCUUCUCGGGCUUGAAGUUGUAGUUCUCGGGAAUGUAGGCGAAAAUCGCGCCGGCAUUUUCUGCAGCUUCGUGGCGCUGCCGGCUGGUGAUUGACCAGCCUUGGGGCCUUUUUCAAAAGGAAGCUGACCGUGAAAAACUCAAAACAUAUUUAACGUAUUUACAUUUACUGGUGUUAUUAGUGGUUGUAUUGGCCCUUUAGCGGGCUUCAUGAGGGGGCAUGCUUUUAAAAAAAUUAAAAUUAAAAAAAGAUCUUAUUAGUUUACAAAAGUACAUGGAUUGUCUCAUUUUUCAAGUUGUUUGCUACAGAUCAAUUACAUUUGUGGAGAGACAUUAGUGUUAUAUGCAGUAUAAGGUUCGAGAAAGGGGGGGAGGGUGGUGGUAAAACCUAUAUUAUUUUACUCAGUGUUAUGUGUGGGGUUUUGUGUCAGUGUCCCUUGGGUAGGUUGCUUUUCUAUUUGCUUGUUAUAUUUCCUUGGUAGUGAGAGGUUGGAGGGGCACGUUUUGUAAGUCACUCAGGCAUCUUGUGAAAAGCUAUGAAUUAAUGUAAUUUAUCAUAACAGCAGUGAGUGAGAUUUUGAAUUCAGUAAGACUCUUUUAUCAGGCUGGACGUUGAUUUAAAAAAGUUAUUAGAAAUUUAUUUGUAGUUUCUUUAAAAUAUUACCUGGGACGUGGGUGGCACUGUGGUCUAAACCACUGAGCCUCUGGGGCUUGCCGGUCCCUGCUCCUGCCAACCUAGCAGUUCGAAAGCACACCAAAAAGUGCAAGUAGAUAAAUAGGUACCGCUCCAGCGGGAAGGUAAACAGCAUUUCUGUGCACUCUGUCUUCCGCCAAGGUGUUCUGUUGCACUAGAAUCUGUAUUUGACGCAUAUUUAAAACUUACUGUAGAACAACGUUUGAAUAAAAUCAUCACUUAAAUGAGUGUUUUAAAAAAAUAUACAAAUUAAAUUCCACCACGUCAUCAACACAAACUGUUAGCCUAUUUGAAUGCCUCUGGGAAUAGGUUUUAAGUGCCAGGAAAGAGAAAAGCUGGAUGAAUAACCAUUGAAUACAAAAGAUAAAUUACUCUUUAAAUACCGUUUUGAAAAUAUGUAAAAAUUAAUCAACCCCUGAUUUCCCUGGAGAGAGUGGUAAGCAAUUCUACCGUCAUCAUGAAAAUGAUAUUGUGGAUUGUAUAAAAUGUCAAUCUUAAUUCAGAAUUGACUUGUUGAAAUGAAUGGACGCAACAAACUUAAAUACCACUCCAUCUCUGCUAAUUUUUAAAGUGUAGAAUCUUUUGUUACUAUUAUUUAGUUAUGAUUUCUUUAUUUAGCUUUGUAUACAGUCCUAUAUCUGUAGAUUUCGGGACAGUUGACAACAUUAAUUUGCAAUAUAAAAAACACAAAAUACUGUGCAUAAUAAAAAUUGAAACAAAAACAAUCCAGCAAUCCCCGUUUUAUAGGGUUGCAAAGGAAGGCCUCUCUCACACACACACCCCAAAGCCAACAACUUUAAAACAUGGCGAUAAAUACGGUAAAUUACAAAUAUUUUGAAAACUUUGUAUAAGCUGCCCAAGAACAGGGUGAAUGAUAGAUAAAUUGAAAUAGCUAAUCAUCAAGAAGAGCCUGACUGCUGGGUUGAACAAAAGGCCCCUCUAGUCCAGCUUCUUGUUCUCAGAUGCCCCAAUAGGAAGCCUGCAAUUAGGCCCCAAGCCAACAGCAACUCCCCCCCCCCACUUGUGACUUCCAGCAGCUGCUACACAGAGGCACAUAAGGAGUGCAAAGAAGUCUUGCUGUUUUCCGCUGCACAGGUGAAGCAAGGGACCCCUCAAGGAAAAGAGACCUGUAGCCCCUGAAUUAUAUUACUUUUCUUACAUUUUCUCAGAAUGCUAGAACACUAGAAGGGAAAUGGCUUUGUUGCUUGGAGUUUUGGAAGAAGCCCAGAGAGAGAGCCUCCACUACAGUGGUACCUCAGGUUAAGAACUUAAUUUGUUCUGGAGGUCCGUUCUUAAUCUGAAACUGUUCUUAACCUGAGGUACCACUUUAGCUAAUGGGGCCUCCUGCUGCCACUGCGCCACCGCUGCACGAUUUCUGUUCUCAUCCUGAGGUAAAGUUCUUAAUCCAAAGUAUUAUUUCUGGGUUAGUGGAGUCUGUAACCUGAAGCGUCUGUAACCUGAGGUACCACUGUGCAGAGGUACCUGGGGUUACAUAUGCUUCAGGUUACAUACACUUCAGGUUACAGACUCCACUAACCCAGAAAUAUUACCUCAGGUUAAGAACUUUGCUUCAGGAUGAGAACAGAAAUCGUGCUCCGGCGGCGUGGCAGCAGCAGGAGGCCCCAUUAGCUAAAGUGGUGCUUCAGGUUAAGAACAGUUUCAGGUUAAGUACGGACCUCCGGAACAAAUUAAGUACUUAACCUGAGGCACCACUGUACUGCCUUAUCUGCCUCAAGGCUCUGGAAUGAUUGUGCAAAGGGCAGAAAGCCUCAAAGGCUGACCUUAAGGCACUGGUUUAGUCUGUGGGGGUGCAGUUGGUUUUUAAGGUAACAAGAGUCCUAAAUUAUUUACAUCAGGAUUAUGGCAUCUUGGAUGUAGUUGGAUGAUAGUUCUCUUCACCCCUGACCAUUUGCCAUUUUGGCUGGUGGUGGUGGGAGUUGGAGCCCAACCGGGGGGGAGGGGUGAGGCACAGCUUCCCCAUUCAAAUUUUCAGCCUUAAAAGUCCCCAUCAUUUCUGUUUAAUGGAUGGAGGAGGGGGCAGGGAGAGAAUACAAUGGGCGUGAAUUUUUUGCCAUGCCCCAUAAAAAAAAAAAAAUCUUCAUCUUACACCUCCUCCAUUGUCUUAACAUGUAAACUGAAGAAUCAUUCUGUUAAGUCUCAAUAUGUUCUUUGCCUGUUUUGGAACAUAAGUUCACUUGGCCCUAAGAUAUAUAUUUUGCCCAGAGGUGAAAAGAAGAUGUAGUAGCAACCAAGGAAGAGUGGCUAAUUAAAUUACAGUGGUGCCCCGCAAGACGAAUGCCUCGCAAGACGGAAAACCCGCUAGACGAAAGGGUUUUCCGUUUUUGAGUUGCUUCGCAGGACGAAUUUCCCUAUGGGCUUGCUUCGCAAGACGAAAAUGUCUUGCGAGUCUUGAGAUUUUUUUUCGCUUUCCCCUUUUUCUAAGCCGCUAAUAGCCUUUUAGCAGCUAAUCCGCUAAGCCGAUAAGCCUUUAAUAGCCGCUAAACCGCUAAUAGCGCUAAUCCGCUAAGCCGCUAAUAGGGUUGCUUCGCAAGACGAAAAAACCGCUAGACGAAGAGACUCGCGGAACGGAUUAAUUUCGUCUUGCGAGGCACCACUAUAAUGGAUUGUGCUGAAAUGGCAAGGGUAACGGGUGUAAUAAGAAACCAAGAAGGGGGGGAGUUAUUAAAGAUUGGGGGGGGGGAAUUGUGGAAUAUUGGAAAAAUUCGUGAAUGCAAAUAAGUUCAUUAACAGGGUUAAUGUAAAACAAGUUAAACAUAUUACUAAGAGAAACUAAAGAAUAAUUUAAAGAUGGAGUAAUGUGGAAAAUAGGGACGCGGGUAGCGCUGUGGUCUAAACCACAGAGCCUAAGGUUUGCUGUUCAGAAGGUCGGCGGUUCGAAUCCCCACAAUGGGGUGAGCUCCCGUUGCUCGGUCCCUGCUCCUGCCAACCUAGCAAUUCGAAAGCACCUCACAGUGCAAGUAGAUAAAUAGGUACCGCUACGGCGGGAAGGUAAAUGGCGUUUCCGUGCGCUGCUCUGGUUCGCCAGAAGCCGCUUAGUCAUGCUGGCCACAUGACCCGGAAGCUGUACGCCGGCUCCCUCGGCCAAUAAAGUGAGAUGAGCACCGCAACCCCAGAGUCGGCCACAACUGGACCUAACGGUCAGGGGUCCCUUUACCUUUAACAUGGAAAAAGUAUAAAAAGUAAAACUAAAAAGAAAUCACAAAGGGGAGGGGAGGGAAGCCAGACGUGUGUGCAGUAUUAGAAAUGUAUGUGAUUUGUCUUUUUGUAAGUUGUAUGUCUGUAAAUUUUUGAAAACCCAAAAAAAAUUAGAUUUAAAAAAAGAAAGAUAUUUGCCUAGUGUCACCUUAAGGUGAGCUCUGCUUCUUCCUCCAGCAUUGAACUGGCCUACAAAUUCCAGUGUUUGUUUUCCCACUUCCUUGUUGGGUGUUAGCUUAGUGUGGUUGGCAAGUUCCUGUUUCUCCCCUGAUACUUUGCUAGCUGGAUCUCUACUGGCGCUCAAGGAGAAAAAACUUUAGGCUGAAAACUUGUUUAGGAAGCCAAACCAAUACUUUAACAAGCAUAGCUACCACCUCCCCCCAGUGCGUUUUAGUGCAGGGAUGCAGACUUGUUUCUUGUUUUGAUAAAGCUCUUUAUCCAUUUUAAUGCACCGGCAUCAGCUUCCCCCCUCUUUACAAUCUCCAGGUGCCAGUCCAGGGAUGGAAGGAGCCUGUAGCCCUCCAUAGGUUGUUGGACGACAACUCACAUUGUCCCUCACUAUUGUUCAUGCUGGGUGGACCACUGGCGGGAUUUGGCACCCAAGAUCUGGAGGGUCAGAGGUCUCCCCCCCCCAUGCAGCUGAAACUGUGGAUACUUCCAUUGUUUAAUUUUAAAAAUUAAAAUUCUGUUUGCAUGCAGAAUGCAGUUGUGGAAACGUUUUGAUAUUACUGCUUAUUAGCACUAUGUGGAAUUUCAUGAAUAAAUGGGGAAGGGGUUUUGGGGCGGGGAGGAAAGAGAUGGGGGGGGCCCUCCCAGGAAGAAUCUGUUAUAUAAUUCUCCUUCCAAAAGUUACCAGCUUGUAUUAACCCAAUCUUCAACCACUGUAAAAAUGGACCUGUCCGGUAUCUCUUUCAUUGUCCCCCCUGCCCACAAAUCAAUCUUGCAUUGCCCUAGAGCAGGCUAGCUAGUAGGUGUGGGGUUGAUUCACAGCAGAUAACUCCUUCUCAGCUGUGAGAUGUUUGAGAUAACAAUCCUAUUCAUUCCACCUCUGAUCUGAGCCCCUGCAGCCGCACUCUUAUGUCUGGGGUGUGGUUAAUCCAAUCAUACAAAACACCUCCUCCUCCAAAGCUUCUAGCUCCUUCACCUCUUUCAGGGACAGCUGCUGAGGUUCCAAUUGCUUAAUGGAAGUGAGGCUGGGAAAAGAGAUGUUGAGGGGAAGAGACCAGUUGUGCAAGUUUGGUGGUGCUUUCAUUUGCCUAGGAAUACAGGGAGCUGCCUCAUACAGACCGUUGGUCCAUCUAGCUCAGUAUUGUCCACUAUAAGGCAAACCGACUCUGGGGUUGCAGCGCUCAUCUUGUUUUAUUGUCCGAGGGAGCCGGCGUACAGCUUCCGGGUCAUGUGGACAGCAUGACUAAGCCGCUUCUGGCAAACCAGAGCAGUGCACUGGAAACGCCGUUUACCUUCCCACUGGAGCAGUACCUAUUUAUCUACUUGCACUGGCGUGCUUUCAAACUGCUAGGUUGGCAGGAGCUGGGACCGAGCAACGGGAGCUCAACCCGUCGCAGGGAUUCGAACCGCCGACCUUCUGAUCGGCAAGCCCUAGGCUCUGUGGUUUAACCCACAGUGCCACCCGCGUCCCUCUUGUUCACUAUAAGCAAGCCUUAUUAUCGCUUCGUUCACCUAGCAGCGCAAGGAAGGUUUGGUCAUUUACCCCAGCAGAUGAGCUCUGAAACUCACACACAGUUUGAAGGGGAUCUAAAACGUCUUCCUUCCUCUCCUCCCUAGGUUGCCACCAUGUCUGUGUCGCACAGUUCCAAGCUGAACAAGGUGGUCAGGGACCAGUACAUGAAGCUGCCCUUGGGGGACAAGGUGCUGGUCACAUACAUCUGGAUCGAUGGAACUGGCGAAGGCCUUCGCUGUAAAACCAGAACACUGAGCCAGGAACCAAAGACCAUUGAAGGUAAGGCUGGGCGGCGGUUGCCCUCAUCCUCUCUUGCAGGGGCAAGGAACCUUUUCUUUCAGUUCCCCUCUGGAGAACCUUCCAGGAGGCCACAUGCAAGUGGCAGGAGGAGCCAGGGGCACAAGUGGGCAGAGCUUUGGGUGUUACAUGUCACCUCUGUAGUGCAGGCUAGUUUCUGCACAGCAAAGGGCAAGGACGCAUCCCACCCAGGCAAAAACACUCAGGGAAUGGUGCAAAGCAGAGCCAGUAGGAAGUGUGGUUUGGAGAGUCCCAAGGGCCAGAUAGAAAGGCUUUGAGGGCCACAUUCAACCUCUGGGCCUGAGGUUCCCUUAUUCCUGCUCUCUUUGGUGGCUCUGCUUGUGGUUAAAAGUUCCAACACCUUAUGCAGUGUGGCUUCCUCUGUUCUCUCUACCUGUUUACAGUCCAGCUUUGGAUCUGUCGACUCCCAGCAUAGUCUCACCCAAGUAGCAAUCUAGUGUUAGGAGCUAGAAACUUGCAGAAUCCUUUCUAAACAGGCAGGUCCCCAGACACCUGGCUUAAUUAUUAUUAUUAUUUUCUACUUUUGCUUCCUGAAAUGUUUGCCAAUGUAAUUGGAAGCGACUUUUUACUUCCUUUUGGGGAUUCUCAACUGCAGGCUGGGCUGCAGUUAAUGUGGAUGCCACUUGGCCUAUGCAAAUGCUUAGCGACAGGUACAUGAAUGAACCUGCCAGCUUUGAUUACAGGGAGUGGAAGAAGCAGGGCUGGGUUCCUUUUGAUGCCCUCUUGUGCAUCUUAAGGGGAGUUGUCUGUUAGGCUUUUUUACAGGGAAAUGUCACCCCAAGGUGAGUAACCCAUUCAUUCAAUCAUGUGUGAGGAACCUCUAGACUGCAGGCUUAAUGAGGCCUACCAGUCCUCAUAUAUUUGGCCAGGUCUCAUCCACCUGACGUCAUAGGAACAUAUGAGAUUUACUUGUAGUGUAUCAAGGCACUGGUUAAUGUAGUUCAGUUUUUUUUUACACUGAUUUGCAGCAGCUCGUCAGAACAUUCUCAGGCGUUCCUAGACGUCCCAGGAAUGGAACCUGGGGCCUUCUGUGUGCAAGACAGAUGUUCAACCUUCCCUCUGAGCUGAAGCCCUUCCCUCUGAUACCUGAAGUGUGGAAAGGCUGCUGAGUUAGCCCAAAAUGGGCUCCUAAAGUGCCACUGAACUGCUGAUCAUCAGAACUUCAGGUCACAGAGUGUGGGUCUUUUCAAGCCCCUUCCUAAGCAUGAUGCUUAGAAGACCAGAUGAUCAGCUGAUUUUUCAGGGCUCCGGAGUACAAGGCAGGGCUCUUUACAGGCCCCUUGCAAAGUGACUUAUGCUGUGCCGUCAGAUUUGGACCACAGCAGGUAAGGGAGACAAGGCUCUGUCUUGUUGACCAGGUCCAGUUUUCCCAGCUGAUGGUCUGGACUGAAGCGAAAAAGCUGCCUUAUACCACCUAAUGCCACAUACUGUUUGCACUGGCAAUGUGUUGCAUCUUUUACUGCAGCAGCACCUCCUCUCUGGAACUCCCUGCCUCUUGUUAUUAUGCAGGGUGCUUUUAAUGUGUUGUUCUUGGAACCUACUAAAAACUGGUCAGCUUGCUUAAGUCAGGCUCCCCAGACAUCUAAAUUUAUUAUUAGGCAUAAAUGUGUUUAAAAACAAAAACAACUGCUGGUUUUAUUUAUAUUUUGAUAAAUGUUUCUGCUUUUCUGUUGGAAAAUAGUUUUUCUGUUUUUUAAUAUUUUUUUACUCCCUUAAGUGUAUUUUCUUUUUGUUCUAUGCAAACUGCUUAGGGGUUUUAGUUUAUGUAUAUAUAAACUCCCCACUCCAAGGAGUUGAUUAAUUAAUAAGUUAGUUAGUUAGUUAGUUAGUUAGUUAUCUAGUUAGCUAGUUAAAUAAAUAAAUAAAUGCAGGGUCUGUCUAUGGCAGGCAUAGGCAAACUCAGCCCUCCAGAUGUUUUGGGACUAAAACUCCCAUCAUCCCUGACCACUGGUCCUGUUAGCUAGGAAUGAUGGGAGUUGUAGUCCGAAAACACUGGAGGGCGGAGUUUGCCUAUGCCUGGUCUAUGGGUUCACGUAGCUGAGUAUUAUUGCUGCUCACUAGAAGCGACUCUCCAGGAUAUUUCCACAGCUGGGGCAAAAGCAGGGUGUCUCCCCUUGUCCUACCCGGAGAUGCCAGGGAUUGAACCUGGGUUCUUCUGCAUGUAAAGCAGGUGCUCUACCUCUGAGCUAUGGCCCUUAUUCUCACCAAGCAUUUCCCCCCGGCCAGCCUCUAAUAGGUCUGGAUUCAGUGGAGUGAUACCUAAAACACCUUUAUUUCAAUCCCUCCUGCAGAUCUCCCAGAAUGGAACUUUGACGGAUCCAGCACAGGCCAGUCUGAAGGCUCCAACAGCGACAUGUUCUUGAUCCCCGUUAAGAUAUUCAGAGACCCUUUUACCCUUGACCCCAACAAGCUUGUCUUAUGUGAGGUUCUGAAAUACAACCGGAAGCGGGCAGGUGAGGUCUUAUUCAGUGUUCCAUGUCCUCCAAGUUGGACAACCAAUAAUAGCCUUUGCACACCUGCAAACCUUGAGCUUGAAGCAAAAUGGCGUGUUGACAUAACUUUUCUUCCUUGCAGAAACCAAUCUGAGGAGCAGCUGCAAGAUAAUCAUGGACAUGGUCAAAGAGAGUCAGCCUUGGUUUGGGAUGGAGCAAGAAUACACUUUGCUGGGUGUCGAUGGACACCCAUAUGGCUGGCCCAAGAAUGGUUUCCCAGGCCCACAAGGUAAGAAGAAUAAGGCUUUCAGCUGAAAUGGAUGGAUGCAGGUAGGGGUAUGAGAGGACAUGCCUUCUGGCUGGCACCAUAUCAGAUAUACCGCAAAAUUCUUUGGCUUUAAUGUUGUAUUACAUAUAUACUGCAAGAAUGAGCGGCAUCCUGUAAAGGGACCCCUGACCAUUAGGUCCAGUCAUGACCGACUCUGAGGUUGUGGCGCUCACCUCGCUUUAUUGGCCAAGGGAGCCGGUGUACAGCUUCCGGGUCAUGUGGCCAGCAUGACUAAGCCGCUUCUGGCAAACCAGAGCACCACACGGAAACGCUGUUUACCUUCCCGCCGGAGCGGUACCUCUUAUCUACUUGCACUUUGACGUGCUUUCGAACUGCUAGGUUGGCAGGAGCAGGGACCGAGCAACGGGAGCUCACCCCCUCGCGGGGAUUCAAACCACCGACCUUCUGAUCAGCAAGUCCUAGGCUCUGUGGUUUAACCCACAGCGCCACCCGAAGCCCUUGGACUACUUGAUUAGUUUUUUUGAAGCAUCCUGCUCUUCAGUCAAAUAAGGCUCCCAAAUUUCAUUUCACCCUUCCUGCCUUCAGGCUUAACAAUCUAAAAGGCAUGACACAAAAGUAAAAAGGGAUGGGGAGGGAGGAGGAAAAAUAACCUUUCAUGUGGUUCUUGGCCUAACUUAAUUAGUAUGGUGAGGAGGGGGAAAGGAAGUGGCAGAGCAACAGACAAAAGAUGUUGCUGAGCUUUGCCAAGCUUGGUGAAAAUAAAAUGCCAUUGCAGCAAGGGUGGGGUUUUCUGACGGGGGCCAGGGGAGCUCAGUCUUUGAACCUCUGCCUGUUGCUAGCAGGAGAAUUCACAAAUAGUCCCCUUUCCCCUAAAGGUUUUGGUAGAUGUUUGUUAUGCCAUAAGUCAAGAUGGUUGCCUGUCAAGAUCCUAUAUAACUCAGAGAUGAAAAACAUUGGUGGUAGUUCACCUGCUUUGCAUGCAGAAGGUCUCAGGUUCAGUCCCUGGCAUCUACAGGUAGGGGUGGGAAACCGUCCCUGACUCAAAACCUGGAGAGCCGCUUGCAGUCACUGCAGACAAUAAUAAGCUAGAUGGACCAAAGAUCUAACCUGUACGAGGCAGCUUCCCACGUUUCUAUGUUCCUGCCCUGUGGGACCAGAUGCACUGUCCAAGCCUCUCCCUGGUUUUCUGCUUGCCAGGAUGGAUGAUGGAAGAGAUGUGAGUCAGUUAACACUUGUUGCUUCACCCACUUUUGGCUGCUCCUGCCACUGGCAGGUGGCUCCCACAAGGUUCCUUCAGGAGGGAAUGUGGGCGUUGUCUAAGAAAUGUUCCCCAACUCUGCUACGAAUUGAUGGGUCCCUGCUGCUGAGUCACAGAUAAGGGCCUCAGAAUAAUCAUGUGAUCAAGUACUGUCUUGCUGAUGCAAGCAAUACACCUAUAUACGUGCGCGCACACACACAAACAGAUAUGCAUGCUGCCUUGCAGUUGCCAUCUGUGCAUUGUGUAUCUUGCAAAUCAUCUGACCUUUCCCUCCCUGACGUUGCUUGCCUGACCUGGCAUUGCACAAAAGUUUCCACUCGCUAACCGGUUUGGUUGAGAAAUCCUCCUUCAUGUGAGGGAUUACUGAAAGGUGCAUGCCAGGCCCUUUCAGCAAAGAGUGUUCUGCCCUUGCCAUGUGCCUUGCAAGCAAGUCUCUGAACUGGGGCAACCAGUGGAGGCUGCUUUGUUAGGGCAAGUAGGGCACUACCCUACCAACUUAAGCCUGCCCUCAGCCAGCCCCCUCAACAUUUUUCUGUCACUGCUUUCCCCCUUCUCAGUGCACCUCCCUUUCUCCCAUGCUUUUGCCACUGCUGUUCUGUUGUAGUCUGCCUUCGCUUUUGCUCCACUCCUCCUGCCCUGACUUCACGCAAAUCCAGAUUGCGACACAGUGCCUCAAAUCCUCCAAUGGGGGAACCUUACGUUUUUAUUAAAUAGAGAUAAGUGGCGGGGCCCCUCUGGCCCUCCAUAUAUUGUCAAACACUUUCUUCCACCAGCCCUGGCCAGCUUGGCCAAUGGUCAGGAAUGAUGGGAGUUGUAGUCCAAAAAAUCAAAAGGGCCACAGCUAUAAACAGAGGUAAAGCCUGGAGGUGUUACUUGCUAUGUCAUAAAUAAAUCUUGGCAAGUGCUGGGACCCAAUGCUUUUUUCCUGGAGGUACUCAAGGGUACUCAAUACAGCACUUUCUAUAACAAAUUCAUGUUGAGUACUGGCACCUUUUUUUCUUUUUCUUUUUAAAAAGCAAAGGAUGGGCCUAACAUUUUAACAGGUGAAGACUGUGUGUAAGGAAGAGGAGAUAGAUCCCAAUGGCGGUUUUUCCAACUUAGGGGAGACAGUCCCUUGUCCCUGUCUCUCUGUCUUUGUUUCUUAUGCAGUUCUUUCCUAAGAUGGCACCUCCUGUUGGAUAUGCACAUAUCUCCUAACAAAGCAGCAGUCUAAUUGUAUGUGUCAUGUGCUUUUUCUUUCCUAGGACCUUAUUAUUGUGGCGUUGGGGCCGACAAGGUGUACGGGCGUGACAUAGUGGAGACCCAUUACAGGGCCUGCAUUUAUGCUGGUGUGGAGAUCUGUGGCACCAAUGCUGAAGUCAUGCCUUCUCAGGUAUGUAGAAAGAGGACUUAUGGAGCAUCUGUUUUGCAUGCAGGAGUCCCAGGUUCAACCCCAAUAGCAUCUCCAGGUGGGGCUGGGUGAGAAAGGAAGCUGCUGCUGGUCAGUGUAGACAAGACUGAACUAGAUGGGCCAGUUGUUUGAUUCAGUAUAAGACAGUUUCCUGCGUCCCUGUGAUGAGGAAGUGUGCAUUCCCUGGGUCCCCUUACAGAGGGUGGGAGGAGUGAUCAAGAGCUGUAUAUGCCCACUAAAUGUGGCCUGCCAGUUGUUGGCUCUUACUACAGCUUAUUGCUUUCCCUUAUUGCUCUGACUUCCCAGCCUGAAGCUUUGAUCUACCACCUGCUCCAGCCCUCUUUUCUUUUACGGGCACCUCUGCCCUGGUAGAGUGUGUUUGGCAACCUUGAAGACUAGGAACCUGUUUCAUUUUGCACUAACAGCAUCUCUUUCUACCUGCAGUGGGAAUUCCAGGUGGGGCCUUGCGAAGGUAUUGAGAUGGGUGACCACCUGUGGAUGGCGAGAUACAUUUUGCAUCGGGUCUGCGAAGACUUUGGGGUCAUCGCCACUUUGGAUCCAAAACCAAUAACCGGCAACUGGAAUGGCGCUGGGUGCCACACCAAUGUCAGCACGAAAGAAACAAGGCAGAAAGGGGGUAUCAAGUGAGUGGACUUUCCCUUAUAGGGCACUUGAGUGGGUCAUUUGAGGGUCUGUGGGUGGAGCUCAAACACUGCAGCAAUGUUGUCUCCAUUUGCUUGCUUAAGUUGUUUGCCUUCUGGCGGUUCCCUCACUGCGAGAAGCCAAGUUACAGGGAACCAGGCAGAGGGCCUUCUCGGUGGUGGCACCCACCCUGUGGAGCGCCCUCCCACCAGAUGUCAAAGAGAACAACAACUACCAGACUUUUAGAAGACAUCUGAAGGCAGCCCUCUUUAGGGAAGCUUUUAAUGUUUGAUGCAUUACUGUAUUUUAAUAUUUUGUUGGAAGCCACCCAGAGUGGCUGGGGAAGCCCAGCCAGAUGGGUGGGGUAUAAAUAAUAAAUUAUUAUUAUUAUUAUUAUUAUUAUUACCCCGGUGUUUUUGCUGUAGCCCACCUACUCCAUUCUUUCCACUUCUGCCAUCCUCUCGCUCACCUUGGGCAGAGAAGAUGAGUGGCGACACCAUGCAGAAUGCCAGGCCUCUUGGCAAACAGGUGUGGGGGGCAUUCUGGAGUAUGGCUGAAGUGGUGGGGGAAUAGUGGGAGUGCCCAGGAGGUGGCGCUUUCCCAUUUUGCCUCCGGUGGCAAGGCGGUACAAGCCACCUCUGGCUGUUUGACUGUCAGGUGUGCUUCUGUAUUUGCCAGGCUUGUAGCAAGGACAGCCUUGGAGGUGGUGAUUCCGCUUGCGCCUAUAUAAUGAACAAAUGCCAAAUGGUGCAAAAAGUGUCUGGAGGCUCCUGCUCCUCAAAUCGUGUGUAAUUUUCCCCAUUAAAACUAUAUUGCAGAGGGAGUACCACCAAGCUUCCAGUGUAAGAUUUGGUGCUGUCCCUUUCAGGGGAAAUACAUAAAUUAAUGUAAGAAAAGAUUGCUGUUGAGUUCCAGUUACAAUUCAAGUUGCCAAGAUCAUAUAUAGUAUCAAUUCUUUUGACAAUAUCUACCAUUUGUACAAUCAAAAAUAUUCAGAAGGACUAAUUUUGGACAGUGAUCAGUGGUUUGCUUUUGUAAAUUUAUGGUCACUGUCAGAAUAGGUUUCCAGAAAUCUUCUACCAACAUAUUCCCAUCUUAAAGUUAUAUACAGUGGUACCUCAGGUUAAGAACUUAAUUUGUUCUGGAGGUCCAUUCUUAAUCUGAAACUGUUCUUAACCUGAGGUACCACUUUAGCUAAUGGGGCCUCCUGCUGCUGCUGUGCUGCUGGAGCACGAUUUCUCUUCUCAUCCUGAAGCAAAGUUCUUAACCCGAGGUACUAUUUCUGGGUUAGCGGAGUCUGUAACCUGAAGCAUCUGUAACCCGAGGUACCACUGUAUACAAAAUCUCUCUCUCUCUCUCUCUCUCUCUCUCUCACACACACACACACACACACACACACACAUUUUUGACAUUUGCAGAGGAGAGUGUGAUGCCGUCUGUGCCAUAAUUUCAAGAAGUUUUCCUGAACGUAAAUAUUCUUUGUCUUGCUUUUCUAAUGUGCUCCAUCUGACGCUUGAGUCUGUGAUUGGCCUGCUCUCCAGAGACGCAUUGUCUCUGCCCUGCCAUCACAGUCGCCCCCAAUACUUUUUGCUUAUUUUUCCUUUGUGUGCCUGCAGUUCCUCAAUGCGUAUUUUUUUUCUGCCUCUCCUCUUCAGGUUCAUUGAAGCUGCCAUAGACAAGCUGAGCAAACGCCACAAGUACCACAUCCGCAUGUAUGACCCUCGCGGGGGCCAGGACAACUCCCGGAGGCUGACGGGCCAACAUGAGACCUCCAACAUCUUCGAGUUCUCGGCCGGCAUUGCCAACCGUGGGGCCAGCAUCAGGAUCCCCCGCCAAGUUGGGCAGGAUGGCUGCGGGUACUUUGAGGACCGCCGCCCCUCUGCCAACUGCGACCCAUAUGCCGUUACGGAGGCCAUUGUGAGGACUGUCCUCCUCAAUGAGUCCGGGGACGAGCCCGAGGUUUAUAGCAAUGAGGAGCGGUUGCAGAGCGCGGCCACCAAAGACUAAGCCCCCAUGGCCCCCUCACUCCCUAAAGUGUUGUCCCGUAGCAGUUAGUAAAUGGCUGACAUCUUUGGAACUCCUCGCAUCGUGACAUGUUGACUUACAGAACAUAUUUCUAUAUGUAUACAUAUAUAUUUUUAGGAGAGAAAAUUAUUUUCCUAGUGGGCUUAACGAGUUCCCUGGUGGUUGUUGUUGUUUAGAUCAUAAUGUGGGCUUUUGAAGUAGGGGUGGGGAAAACAUGUGGCCCUCCAUUGGUUGUUGGACUCUCGUUCCAACCAGCCCAAAGCCAGCAGGGCAAGCGCUCCUGGAUGAUGGGAAUUGUAGUCUAGCGGUAUCUGAAGGGCCUGCAAGCUCCCGAACCUUGCUUUAUGGUUGGGCUUGUUUCAUUGUUUAAAUUGACUUUGUUAAGUGGGAAGAUCAAGUUUUGUAUAAAUUUGUACACUCCUCCCACCCUUUUUCUGUCUCCACUACAAUGAAAUAAUAAAGUGCAAGAUCUU